This is a messenger RNA of Hyaena hyaena (striped hyena), 5391 nucleotides long. It is a transcript of the gene FBXO41, whose product is annotated as F-box protein 41. The transcript has 12 exons. The record is from RefSeq and is a predicted model, not a curated record. The coding region runs from base 1 to 2616 and encodes 871 amino acids. Gene Ontology annotation, molecular function: protein binding. Lineage: Eukaryota; Metazoa; Chordata; Mammalia; Carnivora; Hyaenidae.
AUGGCCUCGCUGGACCUGCCGUACCGCUGCCCCCGCUGCGGGGAGCACAAGCGCUUCCGGAGCCUGUCGUCGCUGCGCGCGCACCUGGAGUACAGCCACACGUACGAGACGCUCUACAUCCUCUCCAAGACCAACAGCAUCUGCGACGGCGCCGCGGCCGCCGCCGCCGCCGCGGCCGCCGCCUCCGGCUUCCCGCUGACGCCCGAGCCCGCCGCCCUCCUGGCCGUGCCCGGCGCCCGGCGCGAGGUCUUCGAGAGCACGUCCUUCCAGGGCAAGGAGCAGGCGGCAGGGCCAUCGCCCGCGGCGCCGCACCUGCUGCACCACCAUCACCACCACGCGCCCCUCGCCCACUUCGCCGGCGACCUGGUACCCGCCAGCCUGCCCUGCGAGGAGCUGGCCGAGCCCGGCCUCGUGCCCGCCGCCGCCGCGCGCUACGCGCUGCGCGAGAUCGAAAUCCCGCUGGGGGAGCUGUUCGCCCGCAAGUCCGUGGCCUCCUCGGCUUGCUCGACGCCGCCGCCGGGGCCGGGCCCCGGGCCCGCCUCCGCCUCCCCCGCGUCCCCCUCGCCCGCGGAUGUGGCUUACGAGGAGGGCCUGGCGCGCCUCAAGAUCCGUGCGCUGGAGAAGCUGGAGGUGGACCGGCGGCUGGAGCGGCUGAGCGAGGAGGUGGAGCAGAAGAUCGCAGGCCAGGUGGGUCGGCUGCAGGCCGAGCUGGAACGCAAGGCGGCCGAGCUGGAGACGGCGCGACAGGAGAGCGCGCGGCUGGGGCGCGAGAAGGAGGAGCUGGAGGAGCGCGCUUCCGAGCUCUCGCGCCAGGUGGACGUGAGCGUGGAGCUGCUCGCCUCGCUCAAGCAGGACCUGGUGCACAAGGAACAGGAGCUGAGCCGCAAGCAGCAGGAGGUGGUACAGAUCGACCAGUUCCUGAAGGAGACGGCGGCGCGGGAGGCCAGCGCCAAGCUGCGGCUGCAGCAGUUCAUCGAGGAGCUGCUCGAGCGGGCGGACCGGGCCGAGCGGCAGCUGCAGGUCAUCAGCAGCAGCUGUGGCAGCACACCCAGCGCCAGCCUGGGCCGCGGCAGCGGCGGAGGCGGUGCCGCGCCUGGUCCCCGGGGUCCCGGCAGAAUGCGAGAACACCACGCAGGCCCGGCCGUGCCUAGCACAUACGCCGUGUCAAGGCACGGCUCCUCUCCCAGCACAGGGGCCUCCAGCCGUGUCCCCGCUGCAUCCCAGAGCUCAGGCUGCUAUGACAGUGACAGUCUGGAGCUACCCCGGCCAGAAGAGGGGGCCCCCGAGGACAGUGGCCCUGGGGGCUUGAGCACACGGGCCCAGGCUGCCAACGGCGGCUCGGAGCGCACCCAGCCCCCUCGCAGCUCAGGCCUGCGGCGCCAGGCCAUCCAGAACUGGCAGCGCAGACCCCGCCGACACAGCACGGAGGGGGAGGAGGGUGAUGUCUCGGACGUGGGCUCCCGAACCACGGAGUCAGAGGCUGAGGGCCCCUCAGAUGCCCCCCGCUCUGGGCCUGCUAUGGCCGGGCCACUGAGCAGCUGCCGGCUCUCAGCCCGCCCCGAGGGAGGCAGUGGGCGGGGUCGGCGAGCUGAGAGGGGCAGCCCCUCGCGCUCCAACGAGGUCAUCAGCCCAGAGAUCCUCAAGAUGCGAGCCGCCCUGUUCUGCAUCUUCACCUACCUGGACACACGCACGCUGCUGCAUGCUGCCGAGGUCUGCCGGGACUGGCGCUUCGUGGCUCGCCACCCUGCGGUCUGGACACGGGUGCUGCUGGAGAAUGCCCGCGUCUGUUCCAAGUUCCUGGCGAUGCUGGCACAGUGGUGCACCCAGGCCCACUCGCUGACGCUGCAGAACCUGAAGCCCCGGCAGCGGGGCAAGAAAGAGAGCAAGGAAGAGUAUGCCCGGAGCACCCGGGGCUGCCUGGAAGCAGGGCUGGAGUCCCUGUUGAAGGCAGCCGGGGGGAACCUGCUGAUCCUGCGCAUCUCCCACUGUCCCAACAUCCUCACUGACCGCUCGCUCUGGCUGGCCAGCUGCUACUGCCGUGCCCUGCAGGCCGUCACCUACAGGAGUGCCACAGACCCCGUGGGCCACGAGGUCAUUUGGGCUCUGGGUGCAGGCUGCAGAGAGAUUGUCUCCCUCCAGGUGGCGCCACUUCACCCUUGCCAGCAGCCCACGCGCUUCAGUAACCGCUGCCUGCAGAUGAUCGGUCGCUGUUGGCCCCACCUUCGGGCCCUGGGGGUUGGGGGCGCUGGCUGUGGGGUGCAGGGCCUGGCAUCACUCGCAAGAAACUGCAUGCGGCUGCAGGUCCUGGAGCUGGACCACGUAUCGGAGAUCACCCAGGAGGUGGCAGCUGAGGUCUGCCGGGAAGGCCUGAAGGGACUGGAGAUGUUGGUGCUCACGGCCACCCCGGUCACCCCCAAGGCCCUGCUGCAUUUCAACAGCAUUUGCCGGAACCUCAAGUCCAUCGUGGUCCAAAUUGGGAUUGCUGAUUAUUUCAAAGAGCCCAGCAGUCCUGAGGCCCAGAAGCUGUUUGAGGACAUGGUGACAAAACUCCAGGCCCUACGACGAAGGCCCGGCUUCUCUAAGAUCCUGCACAUCAAGGUGGACGGCAGCUGCUAACCCGGGGUGGGGGGCGGCAGGGCCCCUGCCAGCCCCACACCAGGGCACUCUCUUUGGACCUCCAGAGGGACCCUGAUUUGGACUCGACCUUCAGAGGCCUAGUGUUAUCCCUGGCUUCCAGGGAGGGGUUGAUGGUUUCCUGUCCUCCUCCUGGGACAGCGGAGCGACGGGCCUGACGUCGGGCACUGGCUCUUCAGGGCAGGGGCUUGGACAGAAACUGCCCUCCGACCCCCACUCCACCCCCAACUGGAGCAGCCUUCUGGGCACAGCCAGGAAGGAGCUGAGUCACCACCAGCACCAGGUGUCAUCGCCCCGAGGACCUGCCGUAAUCACUGAGUGGCUCCUCGGCUGCUUGGGCUGCUGGGGCAGGCCUCUCCUUGUCAGGGGCCUCUGUGAGUCCCCAGGCCAGAUGGGGCUCCCCAAAGCAGCUCAGACUUGGCAAGAAAGGCUCUUUUCUUCCCCCUGCCCUGUUCCAGCCCUCUGUGGGGCACCCCCUUCAGACAGCCUGCCGAGGCUCUGGGUCCACAUUCUCCGGGGAUAACACAAACAGGCCUGGGGUCUAGAAAUGUGGUCAGCCAAAAGUGGGGGGCGGGGUGCAGUGAGGUAGUGGAAUGGGCUUGGAAUGGCAAAACAUUCAUCUUGAACUUUUCCCCAGGAUAUUGAAACCACCACUCCCAAAGUGGGGAAAUUGCCAAGUAGAGAAAACUUAGUUUUUAUCGCUAGAAACAACAAGACCCCUUCUCCCGACAACCACAUACCCCACGACACACCAGAGCUAAAUUCAGAGCUAAAAGGUGCAUGUUUCUAUACCUUCCACCAAUCCUGAGCCUCUGGAGGGGCAAGGAACCAGCUCUGGGAGACAGCAGCAGUGAGCAGUUCCUGUCCUCAAGAAACGUCCUUGUAUUCCAGGUGCUUGGGCAGGAAUCUAACGGCCUCCGGGUCCCCAGUGCUGUGGUGGGAGGGAGUCACUGGACUGCCUUCUGUCUGGAGGAGGCCAGGAGGGUGGUUUGGUUUGCUUCCUUGUCCGGCUAGCUUGCUUGGAGAUGUAGCCUUGGUAGGGAACCAGACCCUUGAGGCCAAGGGCAAGGAAGAGCACCCCCAUCAGACUUGCCUCCCUCCCCAGUCUCCACUGGCCCCAUGGGCUGUGGGCUUUGCUGGAGUUCUUUAGCCCAGGGGCAGUGCUGGGGCCUGAGCCACGGCCACUUGGCUUAGAAGCCACAGAAUGCAAGUGGGUUUUCACAGACUAGCACGGUUCUGGCAAGACCAGGUUCUGGCACUAAGGCUCCAAAGACUCAGGUCUCCCCAGUUCCUCCUCUCAGAAGCCUCUCAGUGGUGUAGAGGCCACGGGUCCUGCCAACAUUCAUUUGGAAAGUUCUUUCAGACAUUAACCUCGACCCAUCUUAAGAGUUUCCUUCUCUCCUAUACAGGACCCAGCUCUGCCCUAACCACUAGGCUGCUGGUCCUGGCUGGGGCUGGGCUUCUCUGGUUUCUCAGCCCUUUGCAGGGACCCAACUUUCUGCCACAGCCUGGCUUAGACAUCAAGACCCAGCCCUGGGUUACCCUGUAAUGAGUCCUCCAGAGCUGGGACCCCACAGGCUCAGUACCCAGCUAGCUCCCCUGGCUCCACACGCAGCUCUGUCCCAGCUCUGGUUGAUGACUUUUCUUCCAGUGGCUUAUUCUGGCCUUGCCCUUUGAAGACCCCAAAUACCAAGGGUGUCAUGUUGGCAAUUCCCUGUCCAGUCCUGCAUGAAGCCUUGGCUGUGUGGCAUCCCCAACUCCAGAGCAGCUGGCUCCACUGGCUUCCCACCUCCCCAGCCUUGUCCCCAGGAGUCACAGGAAGAAGCACAACUUUUCUCUGUCCUCCAGGAGCCUGGGAGGGAUAUGGGGGUGCCAUGGGUACAUCUGUCCUGCCUUGCCAUCUUCACCCUUUAUAACUCCUGCUUGAGACCCUAGGACCAGAGGUGCUGCCCGUCCACUCCAACCCCCACCACCCCCCAGUCUCCUGGACAAAGCACAAAGGGAUGCCCUGCUUGGCCUGAGCCUGCCUUACUGAGGGACUUUUCUGCCCCAGGAAGCUUCCAUCCCUGAACACAAGGUGGGCAGCCAUUGGAAUGCCGGGAAAGGAGGUCAGGGUGCAUGAGCAGGGAGCUAGAGUGGGAGACCGUGCUGAAAGGACUGCUUCCAGGAACAGGUUCAUUCACCCACUCCACCCACCCAUCCCCCCAUCCUUGCAGCCCUGAGCACCACCAGCACUGGGGGCAGAAGAGUGAACAGGGCCCCCUUCUGGCUGGCAGGAAGUUUGGCCAGCAAGUCCCCACCUGGUAUUUGCCAGCCUGAGUGUGUGUGUAAAGGAUGUGUAAGAGUACACACUGCAUGGGCCCCUGCCCAUGGGAAUGCUGGGUCACAGCGUGUCCCACUGCACAGCUGUCCUCGGGGCUGACCGCCUCCUGCACGCUGGACCUCAUGCGUGCUGAGAACUGGGAAGUUGCAGGCCCCUUGUCCCCCAACUGGAAGCUCUUUUUUGACUCUCCGUGGGAUGAGCCCUGCUGCUGUGUGGGGAGCUUGUCUGCAGGGUUCCACGUGUUUGCCUCCUUGGCAACCACACAGCAUGGCUGUGCAUGGAAACCAGGAAUGGAGGGUCUGGCCAUCCCUGAGGCACCUUAUCCCUCGCUCAUUGAAAAGAGAAUCCUCCUCCAUCUUACACCUAGUAAGAUGCAAAGGAGAGGGCAAAUCAAGGCAGGCUCCAAGGGUCCUGGCAUGUGUAGAGGUCCCAUG